CGUUUCUUCCUCCUCAGCUCACGGGGAACAUAGGGUCUUUCCUCGGGUAGUAGCACCGCCGAGUCCCGGAAUGCCAACAGCUGGUCCCUCGUGUAAAUAACUGGACCGUGGUUGCGUGCUGGGUCCCCAAACACGGAGGUGAAAAUAGCGAUUAACAGCAGAUAGACCACGACAAGCUCGACGUGUCCAGCUGCCAUACUGCACCGUUAAACUGUAACUAGUAGCAGGGGAAAAAAAAAAAAGUGACAAGAAAUAACGAGGAAAAAAAAAACACAUAAUAUACUAAAACUAAGUUGUGAGCAGGAGCUACUGUGAAAGGCAGCCACGCGUGCAGCGCCGGAGUGGCGCUGCACGCGUGUUAUAUACUGUACACAUGGUCUGUGUUUUUUGCACUGUGCAUUACUGUCAUCGUUUGUGCCGUAGAUCCACCUCGAUGUGUCCAGAAAAGAGCUCAAGGUUUCCAACAUCCCCACCUCCAUGCCAGAAGAGAGAAUGAAGGAGCGCCUGGAGAUGAGUUUCUCCAGGAAGAGCAGAGGAGGAGGAGAGGUGGAUGGUGUGGAGUACGACAGGAACAAUGGGACAGGACAGAUCACCUUUCUCCACCCUGGAGUUGCUGAGAGCCUGGCGCUGAGAGGGAGGUACCUUGUGGAUCUGGAUUCUGAAGUGAACGCGCAGGUUGGACCCAUUUACAAACACCAGCUGUGCAAGUUUCAGACCUUCUGUGGCUCUCCGAAGCAUACCAUCCUCCUGGAGGACAUCAAGGACAUGGGGGAGGAGGAUGACCUGCAGGACCACCUGGAGAUCCACUUCCAGAAGCCCAGUAAUUACGGCGGUGAGAUAGAGAGCAUCCAGUACAACUCCAGGGGAAAGGCGCUGCAGGCCUUUUUCUCUGAGGACCUGCCUCCCACAGCUGCAAGAUGAGCUGAAGAUUUAGUGCUUUUAUGUGCAAGACACUUAACAAUGUAUGAUUUUCCUGACAUAUAGAGGACUGUCAACAUUGGGCUAAAAUCACACAUACUUCCCUGAGAAAAUUGUGUUUUUAUGUUACACGGUUCUUGAGCAACCUGUUGAUUCUCUUCCCUACAUGAUUAUUAUUAUUUACAAGUACACAAGCUGAAGAUAAAGCAGUGGGCUCAGGGAGAAUUGUUAAUGAUACUUGACUUCCUGUCCUACAGUUUUAGACCAAUACUCAACAUGGUGUACGCCUGUCAAUCUGUCUGUCUCUUCUAUUGCUCAUUAAAAGAUCUGAAUACUCAA
Molecule: messenger RNA, 1257 nt
Organism: Pseudoliparis swirei
Lineage: Eukaryota; Metazoa; Chordata; Actinopteri; Perciformes; Liparidae
Product: N-myc-interactor-like
Exons: 3
Coding region: 478-921 (147 amino acids)
Cellular component (GO): cytoplasm
Source: RefSeq, a predicted model, not a curated record